Molecule: messenger RNA, 2338 nt
Organism: Annulohypoxylon truncatum
Lineage: Eukaryota; Fungi; Ascomycota; Sordariomycetes; Xylariales; Hypoxylaceae
Product: GMC oxidoreductase
Exons: 5
Coding region: 298-2133 (611 amino acids)
Molecular function (GO): oxidoreductase activity, acting on CH-OH group of donors; flavin adenine dinucleotide binding
Source: RefSeq, a predicted model, not a curated record
GUUUUAUUAGAUCGCCUAGCAUCCUGUCUCAUGCAUGAUACUAAAAGUCCGCCACUCAGCCAAGAUGUUACCCCAACGGGUGCUUAAUCAUGGCCAUUGUGUCGCCAAACCGGGAGGCACUGUCAUACAUGCGGGGAAAUACGGCUUCUUUCACCGUGAUAGGUAGUACAUUACAAGGGACGACUAGAACAUAGCGAUUUGAGUCGGGUAUAUAAACAAAUACAUGUACCGUGUGUACAUAAUCCAAUAUCCUACGUUCUAUCACUUAUGACAUUUCGGAUAUUCCCAUAAAUCAUUAUGGGCCUAUAUAAAAAGCUGGCUGCAGAUCUUGAGGAGGUGGACGUCAUUAUUGCGGGAGGGGGAACCGCUGGGUGUAUUAUAGCCGGACGCCUGGCCGAAGCUGAUCCGGAACUGUCAAUCCUUGUGGUCGAGGGCGGGCCAGAUAACUACAAUAAUCCCAUGAUCACAACACCGGGUUUCUACUACUCACACCUCCAGCCAAACUCUGAUAACACAAUUUUCUACAAGGCGGCCAAAUCUAAGUAUACUGGUAAUGCAGAGAGGAUCGUCCCCCAGGGAGGUACACUCGGUGGGGGCUCAUCUAUCAACUUCAUGAUGUACACGCGAGCUCAACGCGAUGAUUACGACUCAUGGAAAACUCCUGGUUGGAGUGCAGACGAGUUAUGGCCAUAUCUAAAAAAGUUUGAAAACUAUCACGGUCCAGGGGACCCGGAACAUCACGGCUUUGAUGGUCCAAUCCAGGUUUCCGCUGGCCCGUUUCGUAGUAAGCGGGUAGAAGAUGAGUGGCUCCGCGCCGCUGAGAAGUUCGGGUACCCUGAGAUAACAGACCUGCAGAACUUGGAUACCAACAACGGCUUCCAGCGUUGGCUUCGUUACAUGAGCCCCGAAGGCAAACGCUCAGAUACCGCCCACGCAUAUAUACAUCCCAAGCUACGCGAUGGGAAGCACCCUAACCUGCAUGUAUUGGUAGAGUCAAAGGUAGUGCGAGUGCUGUUCGAUGAGGACAAGCGAGCUUGUGGGGUCGAGUUCACGCCCAACCCUAAAUUCCAGGUCCAGAUGAGCUUCGCGACACCUCACCCAAAGCAGACCGUCAGAGCGCGGAAGCUCGUUGUGGUAUCAUGUGGUGCUUGUGGUACGCCGUCCGUAUUACAACGAUCUGGGGUCGGUCCUAAAGAUGUACUUGAUCGUGCUGGGGUUCCCAUUGUCGAAGAGCUCCCAGGCGUCGGUAACAACUAUCAAGAUCAUAACUUGAUAGCUUACCUAUACGAAUCGUCUCUGGAUCCUAUUGAAACGGCUGAUGCUAUCAUCUCGGGCCGGCUUUCUUACGAAGAUGCCGUGGCUCAGAAUCAUCCACAUCUCAGGUGGAACUUCAUAGAUCUUUCCUCCAAACUCCGACCGACGGAGGCUGAAGUAGCGGCUAUGGGACCUGAGUUCCAAGCCAUGUGGGAAAAGGACUUCAAGGACCACCCUAAUAGACCACUCAUGCUGAUGGUCGUGAGUGCUGGCAUACUAGGUGAUACUUCUGGCGUGGAUCCUGGACAGUACAUCUCCCUCGCGCCGUAUACCGCAUACCCAUUCUCGCGCGGGCAUCUUCACAUCACGGGGCCCGACAUCGAGGACCCUCUAGACUUCGACCUCGGAUUUUUCGGCGACGCAAACGACAUAGACCUCAAGAAGCAGGUCUGGGCGUAUAAGAAGGGCCGCGAGAUUCUGCGGCGGACAGGCAUAUAUAGGGGCGAGGUGCCGGGUCGUCACCCCCGGUUCCCGGAAGGUUCCAAGGCGGGUGUUCUCAGAGAGUGGAGCGCGCCAGUUGAAGGUUGCGAGAUGCAGGACCUGGAGUACUCGGCCGAAGACGACGCGGCCAUCGAGCAGUAUCUUCGCGAGAAUAUCCAAACUACGUGGCAUUCCCUGGGCACGGCUAAGAUGGCACCGCGCGAGGAGAUGGGCGUCGUGGAUAAAGACCUCAACGUGUACGGGGUGCGGGGACUUAAGGUGGCAGACUUGAGCAUCCCGCCGGAGAACGUCGCCGCGAAUCCUAACAACACGGCGUUGAUGAUCGGCGAGAAAGCUGCCGAUAUUAUUGCGAGGGAGCUCGGACUUGUUAUUGGAUGAUAUACGAAUUAUCAGGUACUUACCAUUCAGAUGCGGAUUUUGAGAUCGAGUAUAGUACUGGAAUUAGUUAUCCAUGUUACCUAAUACCAAACAUGUUCGUAUUUAUUCCAAAACCUGUGCUCGGUUCCUAAUCAUGUCGUUGUCUAUGGGCAGUUGGGAAUACUAAGAUGAAGAUAAUUGUCUUGGCAAUAUUCUGACCGAGUAG